Molecule: messenger RNA, 2107 nt
Organism: Selaginella moellendorffii
Lineage: Eukaryota; Viridiplantae; Streptophyta; Lycopodiopsida; Selaginellales; Selaginellaceae
Product: cytochrome P450 734A1
Exons: 5
Coding region: 507-2030 (507 amino acids)
Molecular function (GO): heme binding; iron ion binding; oxidoreductase activity, acting on paired donors, with incorporation or reduction of molecular oxygen
Source: RefSeq, a predicted model, not a curated record
CAUGGAUGGCGAUGUGAAUGCUACGAGUGAGUAGUGUUCGUGCGGUGCAGUGCGCCAGGUACAGCGCUAUGGCAUGGAUCGGAUGCCCCCGCCUAGAGCCCCUCUGACCCAACUUAAACUUGCUACAAUCGGCUACCAUCCACGUGCUGCUCCGCUUGGCCGAUAGUGAUAUCAUAAACCCAUUUGGAUCCAUCCAUGGAGCAAGAGAUCUUUGCGUUCGUCCGUCCGGCCGAAAAGAAGGGGAUUCUACCUGCUGGAUGCAACUCGGGGAAGAGGAGCUACAGUGCCGAGUUACUGCUAGUAGAGAGAAACUUGGUCCAACACUUGGUGCUGCUAGAGGCGACAUUUAUUGCGCACGCCCUCCAAUACAUGUUGGUGGUGCGUGCGUGGUUCCAUGAGGAAGGAGCAGCAGCGCAGCAAGCAGCAGAGCACAUAAAAUCUGCGUUUGGGAGAGACAAGCGCACGAGCAAGGGGACACACCGAUACUUUGUAAGAAUUUGAUCCACAUGGACAGGGUAGUCUGGGUGGGAUUGAUAGCUGCAGCAUGCUGGAUUGCGGUGCUCAAGCUCGUGGAGCUCGUGGUCAAAUCGUGGUGGAGGCGGAGGAGGAUCUGCCAGGUGAUGGAAGGCCAAGGGAUUCGAGGGCCUCCGUGCAACCUGCUGGAUGGGAAUUACUCGGAGAUAAAGAGGAUGCAAGCCGAGGCUGCCGCGGUGGACAUGCCGGCUCUCACUCACGACAUCGUCGCCAGAGUCUUUCCCUUCCAGCACAAAUGCACGCAGCUCUAUGGCAAGCACUUCCUGCAUUGGUGGGGGCAAGAUCCGAUCAUCCACAUCACGGAGCCGGAGCUGAUUGUGGAGGUUUUGUCGCUCAAGUUUGGACACUGGCAGAAGUCCUCGCAGCUGCGGCGGGCUAUGGAGUUUCUGUUUGGAAAGGGCCUCCUGGUGGCAGUGGGAGAGGAUUGGGUCCGCCAGAGGCACGCCGUGAAUUCGGCCCUCAGCGCGGAGAAGAUCAAGUGCUUUGUGGAGGUGGUGAUCUGCUGCGUCAAGCCCAUGGUGCGCAAGUGGGAGCAACGAGUGGAGGAAGGCGGCGAGGCGGAGGUGGAGGUGAAGCAGGACAUGCUCGACAUGGCCACGGAGAUCAUACUGCGCAGCUCCUUCGGUGACGAGUGCUACGACGAGGCCAGGAGAUAUCCCGAGCUGGUCUACCGCCUGCUGGGACUCACAUCCAAGUCGUCUCCUUUCAACAGUCUCAUCCCGAGCUUUGUCCCAACCAAGAAGAAUCAGCUGCUCAAAGAGAUCGAGCAGUGCUUCUACCGGGUGGUGGCAACGCACACGCAGCAGCGCAACACCAUCUUGAGCUCCCUGCUCGGCUGCGCAGCCAGAAGCAGCCUCAGCGUCCAGCACGUCAUCGACGAGUGCAAGAACAUCGUGUUUGCGGGGCACGAGACCACGGCACACAUGCUCACGUGGACGAUGAUGCUCCUGGGCCUCCACCCCGAGUGGCAACAGCGAGCGUUUGAGGAGGUGGCGGAGGUGUGCAAGGGCCGGGAUCCCACGUCGGACACGCUCAGCAAGCUCAGAGUCAUGAACAUGAUCGUGAACGAGUCACUGCGACUGUAUCCUCCGGGAGCCCAGACCGCGCGGGAAGCUCUCAAGGACAUGAAGCUGGGCGACCGCAUCACCAUUCCCGCCGGAGUCUCGGUGGCCAUCAACAUCGUCGAGGUACACCGCAGCGUGGAAAUGUGGGGUGACGACGCCCUGGAAUUCAAGCCGCAGCGCUUCGCAGAGGGUGUGUCGAGGGCGUGCAAGCAACCCGUGGGUGGCUAUCUCCCCUUUCUACUCGGCCCGCGCGUGUGCGUCGGCCAAGGCCUGGCGCUCAUGGAGGCCAAGCUCGCCCUGGUCCUCAUCUUGCAGCGCUUGUCGUGGCGGCUAUCGCCAAACUAUCGCCACGCUCCCAUUGUCGCGCUCACCCUCCAACCGCAGCACGGCAUGCAACUCGUCAUAUCACCGAGAAGAACACACGAUCGAUAAUUGAUUCAAACCAGUUGUGUACCUCGAUCAAGCAUGGUUGGCUGGCUGGUAUACAGUUUUAGGAGAUAAGGAUUGAA